Molecule: messenger RNA, 567 nt
Organism: Iphiclides podalirius (scarce swallowtail)
Lineage: Eukaryota; Metazoa; Arthropoda; Insecta; Lepidoptera; Papilionidae
Source: the annotation of a GenBank genome assembly
AUGCUAUCACUUCUUGACUUGAUGACAAAUAUAAUAUCCGAAAGUAAAGAAAAAUCGAUGAGAAGCCAUGACAAAGCACCGUUCAGGAGAUCUGCACCGACUUGCCAGUACAUCCCCAACUAUGCAUCGACGCCGAAAUACAAGCCGUUCAAUUACACGGGGACAUUAGUGACCUCGUGUUACGUCUGCGGAUUGGAGGAGCACGAAAUACCCACAAACACUCUAUGCGAGGACGCUUUCUCGAACGGUGAUUCCUUUCAAGAGUAUCAAUACAGAUUUAAGAAGAAUUGCCGCUACGACCACCACACUACCAAUUACUGCGCGGACAAACACGACCCCUACGCGGUGUGGGGUCGCUGGACUGGAGGCUGUUCCGUGCGAAGAAUGGACAUCAGCGGCAUCUACACGCAGAGGACCUGCAGGAACCGGUGGACGCCCACCAUGGGCAACCAUUUUGCCAGCCAGCGAAUGGCCAAGCUCGAACUCGGACUCAGUAUCGUGCGCUUCCGGCGUGUCGUUUCCGCCGUGACGUCAUUCCGGAUCCGCCCCAGGAUCGGGAGAAAGAUG